Messenger RNA from Brassica rapa (field mustard), 1573 nucleotides. RefSeq names its product NEDD8-activating enzyme E1 regulatory subunit AXR1-like. The record is from RefSeq and is a predicted model, not a curated record. Lineage: Eukaryota; Viridiplantae; Streptophyta; Magnoliopsida; Brassicales; Brassicaceae. Gene Ontology annotation, molecular function: ubiquitin-like modifier activating enzyme activity.
GCUGUGAGCCGCUACCAACCGCAAAAGCUGCGUUUGCGGGUGGUAGCGGGAAAACCAAUCAUGUCCUUAAGAUUUGUUUAACAGGCGUCAGACUUUAAACGACCGUUUUUGGCAAGGUUGGCCCCAACGUAAUUUGAUUAAAAAAAACAGCUGCAAAUUAAUCACAGCCGUUGGAGCCACAUGAAACGUUUUUAGUUGUCUUUAGACUUUACAUGGACGUACACGGAAAUUACGGAAUCCAGCAAAAUAGUGUUCAUAAGCGCGAAAAUAAUAUUCUAACUAAAAAUAAAUGUUUAUUUUUUUUUUGUAACUGAAAAAUAAAUGUUUAUACGCCAAACUUCUUAUUGAUUAUCUAAAUUACACUAUGUACGAUGCUUUAAUUAAGAAUUUCAAAAUCAUAAUCUAUCAUCAUCAUCAUCAUCAUCAUCAUCAUAUACUAAAAGAAAGAUAUGCUCAAAGGAGAAGCAUGCCACGUCCUCAUAAAAAAUCAUCCACUCAGAUGUUGACAGCUCACACUCCUUGCCAUGUCAUGAAUAACUUCCCCGGGAUUUCAUAGACGUGUUUGAGUUUCAUAAAAUACUUGGGCCUUUGCUAAUUAGAGCACCUUUAACGCGGUGUCUUAAGUCACGUCUCUAGGGUAUUUAGGUUUAAAAAAAAAAAAAAAAUUGAUAAUUAUACCAGAGACGUCUCUUAAUUAGGAGGCAGAAGAGACGGGUUUUAUGUGACACGGGUCACACAUUCACGCAUCUUUCUCUCUCUCUUUGCCGGAUCAUCUUCUCUCAUUCUCUCUUGACUCCUCGUCGACACCGUCUCUCUCUGGUGAUAUCUCCUCGCCGGUGCUCUCUCCUCAACGGAAUCUCUCGUCGACGGAAUCAGCCUGCGUCUCUCUCGGUGGUAUCGUCGUCUCUAUCGGUUUGAUCUCUGUUUCUGGUUGUAGAUAAUUUUGUUUUUUAUGUGUCUUGUUCUUCAUACUGAUUUGUUUUUAAGGUAUCCAGAUUUACUUCUCUCUCUGUAUAAACUCCAUAGCUCGUCGUAUUGGGAGUAGAAGUAAUCAAUCGUGAGAACAUGGCAGGAUAUGAUUCUGUUAAAGCUAAGUUUAUUGAGGAGAGUCCUGAUACGCUGAUUAUGACAAGCCCUUCUUUCUUCUCUCAGUUCACUCUUGUUAUAGCCACUCAGCUAGUGGGAGAUUCAAUGGUUAAGCUUGAUAGAAUCUGUAGAGAAGCAAACGUCAAGCUGGUUUUUGUUCGCUCUUACGGUCUUGCUGGGAUUGUUCGUGUGUCAGUAAAGGAGCACACUAUAAUUGACUCAAAGCCUGAUCAUUUUCUUGAUGACCUUCGCUUUUUAUGUUCUCAUGUGUGUUCACGGACUUGUCUUUUGUAAUCCAUGCUUUUGACAGACUUUUGUAGGCUUGUGUAGUCUAGUAGUUGGUGUUGUCGAGUCUAGUUUGUAUUCUCCUUCAUGUUCUCCUUUUGUAUGCUUGUUUAUAAAGUUUGUAUUCUCAUUCAUGUUCUUUAUAAAACAACUUCUUUCUCUCAUUCUCUGCAUAUAGAACGAGCAACACCUUUGAUCAAAA